ACUAGACACAUCUAAAGUCUAAACAUCUCAUAAUUUGGGUUUUCUGAAAUCUCAACUUCUGAAAAGUUGAAAUGAAGUGUCCAUACUGCUCAGCACCGGCGUACAACGGGAAGUGCACAAACACCCCAUCAGGUCGAUACAUAACCGAAUGCAUCUCCUGUGGUCGUGUAAUCGAAGAACGUCAAACACAAUCUCACCAUCUUUUUCAUCUUCGUAGCCAAGAUUCUCCUCUUCUUCUUUCUACUUCCGACCUCUCUCUCUCUCCUCCUCAACCACCUUCACCUGACCCAGAUGACCCAUUUAAUCAUACUGGCUUCAUCACUGCUUUCUCCACAUCUUCUCUUCAUCAUUCUCCUCUUUUUUCUCUCUCUUCUCUUUCCUUCUCUGGCUACCUUGCUGAACUUGAACGUGCUCUUGAGGGUACUUCUGUCAAUUCAUCAUCUUCUUCUUCUGGGGUUGUUGUUGAUAAUUUGAGGGCUUAUCUUCAAAUUCUUGAUGUUGCUUCUAUUUUGGCUUUGGAUUAUGAUAUAUCUGAUCAUGCUUUUCAGUUGUUUAGAGAUUGUUCUUCUGCUACUUGUUUGCGUAAUCGUAGUGUUGAGGCUCUUGCUACUGCUUGUCUUGUUCAAGCUAUUCGUGAAGCUCAGGAGCCUCGUACUCUCCAGGAGAUUUCUAUUGCAGCGAACCUUCCUCAAAAAGAGAUUGGAAAGUACAUCAAGAUCUUGGGAGAAGCUCUACAACUCAGUCAACCAAUCAACAGCAACUCCAUAGCUGUACAUAUGCCUAGAUUCUGUAACCUUCUUCAGCUUAAUAAAUCCGCCCAGGAACUUGCUACUCACAUUGGAGAAGUUGUGAUGAACAAAUGUUUCUGCACGCGUAGGAACCCUAUAAGUAUAUCAGCUGCUGCUAUUUAUCUGGCCUGUCAAUUAGAGGAUAGACGCAAGACGCAGGCAGAGAUAUGUAAGGUAACAGGUCUCACUGAAGUCACACUUAGAAAAGUCUACAAGGAGCUGCUUGAGAAUUGGGAUGAUCUUCUCCCAUCUAACUAUACUCCAGUUGUCCCUCCUGAAAAAGCAUUUCCAACUACUACAAUCGCUUCUGGCCGCUCUGCAACCCCUAGAGCCGAACUGCCAGAAAUUGCUACAUUGGAUCGAGAAAAGCAGCCUGAGAUCAAACAGCCCAAAACGAAUCAGGUCUCUGAGACAACCUAUCAUGACAGGGCAAAGGUGGAGAAUGACAGUAAUGCCACUAUUACAAAUAAGGCACCCACUUCUUGGAAACCCGGGGUUCAGCUUGGUACUAAUGUUGUGAAGAACAGUGGUGAGAUCAAUCAAGGAAUUGGGUUGAAGUUUACUUCAAGUAUGCCAGAAGCAGAGCAAAAAAGCAUUGGCUCUCUGAGACCUAAUCCAUUUGCUGCUGCUCAGGUUCUUAGUGCAACUUCCACAGCACGAUCUUCACAUACAUCAAGCUCUUCUCCGCAUGUUCAAAAUCCGCAACCAGGGCAUUACCAGACAGCAGUAGGUUCCCGUUCUUCGGAGUUUAAAGAUUCUGGCAGACAUAAUUUAGGCAAAGGGUCUGAUGGAGCUGCAGGAAGAUAAUUCGAUGCAGUGUAGACAUGUAGUUCUUGGAUUUUAACUUCAAUAUUGCUAAUCAGGAAGGUUCUUCAUUGUGUAUAACAUAUCAUCAAAGGAAUAGAGGUUUUUUCAUCUUUUUCAUGUUGGAAUACCUGCAAAUUUUCCUUUCCAAAAAGGAUGGAUAUGCUCUAUUGCAAUGUACUUUGGAUCUUUUUUCUAAUUUUUUUUGUCGGGUGUA
Messenger RNA from Beta vulgaris subsp. vulgaris (sugar beet), 1809 nucleotides. RefSeq lists its product as hypothetical. The record is from RefSeq and is a predicted model, not a curated record. Gene Ontology annotation, molecular function: TBP-class protein binding. Gene Ontology annotation, cellular component: nucleus; transcription preinitiation complex. NCBI's taxonomy places the organism in Eukaryota, Viridiplantae, Streptophyta, Magnoliopsida, Caryophyllales, Amaranthaceae. The transcript has 3 exons. Gene Ontology annotation, biological process: transcription preinitiation complex assembly; DNA-templated transcription initiation. Bases 72 to 1595 code for a protein of 507 amino acids.